CCGCCGCCAGCGUUCGGAGCGCCGGCCCUUCGGCUCCCGCGCGGCCAUGGCGGGGCCGGGCCCGGGCCCGGGCGACCCGGACGAGCAGUACGACUUCCUGUUCAAGCUGGUGCUGGUGGGUGACGCGAGCGUGGGCAAGACGUGCGUAGUGCAGCGCUUCAAGACGGGCGCCUUCUCGGAGCGCCAGGGCAGCACCAUCGGCGUCGACUUCACCAUGAAGACUCUGGAGAUCCAGGGCAAGCGGGUCAAGCUGCAGAUCUGGGACACGGCUGGCCAGGAGCGAUUUCGCACCAUCACGCAGAGCUACUACCGCAGUGCCAAUGGGGCCAUCCUCGCUUAUGACAUCACCAAGAGGAGCUCCUUCCUGUCGGUGCCUCACUGGAUCGAGGACGUGAGGAAGUACGCGGGCUCCAACAUUGUGCAGCUGCUGAUCGGGAACAAGUCAGACCUCAGCGAGCUCCGCGAGGUCCCGCUGGCCGAGGCACAGAGCCUGGCAGAGCAUUACGACAUCCUGUGUGCCAUCGAGACGUCUGCCAAGGACUCGAGCAACGUGGAGGAGGCCUUUGUGAGGGUGGCCACGGAGCUGGUCAUGAGGCACGGGGGCCCUCUGCUCAGUGAGAAGAGCACUGACCACAUCCAGCUGGAUAGCAAGGACAUCGGAGAGAGCUGGGGCUGCGGGUGCUGACCGGGGCGCAGGGCAGGCAGGUGGGGCUUCCACACCUCUCUCUCUGGCCUGCCGAGCCCAGCCCUCCAGAGCUGGCCCUCCAGGGCACCAGCGAUUCUAGGGCAGUGGGAUAAAGUCCUGGAAUUGUCCAUCCUGUGGCCUGGAUGCUUGAUGGGAAAGCUACUCACGAGGAAGGAAGAAGCAGGAUACCUCCUGCGGGAGGCCUGUUGGCACAGGGUAGGAUGUGGGGCCCAUCCUACCAGCCAGCAGCUGUCCCCUCUGCGUUCUUCACAUUCCAGGACUGGCUCGAGCCUGCCGGUGUGGACCGCAGGGGGAGGUGUCAGGAAUGUGCCUCUCCUGCUCCACGUGUACUAGUUCUGACCAUUUCACACCUUGAGUGUGCUGCAGCUAUGGCAUCAGGUUACGGCUUUCCAGAGAUGUGGCUGGUGCCCUCGGUUCUUCCAGGUCAUUCCAGGGCCUCUGUAUGUAGCUGCAGAGAGCAAGAGCAACCAGCCCAACAGACUCGAUUCCUGAGUACAGCCCCACGAAAGCCCUAACUCCUUCCGGGCAAGGAACUUGCUUCCUUUCUUCACUGCCAGCUCUAAGCUCACAGACACCUUGGGGCCCAGCUCAUUGCCUUAUAGCAAGACCUUUCAAGUUUUCUGGUUUUCCAUGUAGCUUCUCGUUUUCAUUGGCACAAGUGUGGGGUCAUGGCCCACAGCCAGUUGGGGACCAUCUGCUGGCUUGGGGCCCGAAGUUUUGCCACUCAGGUUGCAAAACCAGCUAAUUCUUCAGUACUGGCUCUCAGAAGCUUGGGGAGCAGGGGAAUGAGAUAGGAAUGUGGACAUUUAAGGGAAAAGUUCAAGCUCGCAUCUCUGAGGCUCAGGUCUGAGACGGACCCUCAGGGCACCCAGGCUUACCCCAUGUGCGGGGAUCCUUCCUGCCACAUUCAGAGCGUCAGCUCCCCAGCGCUCCCAGUCUAGCUUAUGGAGUUUCCCAAAUGAAAAAGGCAAGGCCCUGGCGGUGCUGGGUCUGGCCAUUCCAUCCCCCUGGGCCCACCCGCCCUCCAUGGCCAGGUGCUGAGGAUAGAAGGCAGUGGGGGCUGGGAUCACUGGGGCUCUUGGAAGCGGCACCGAACUCGGGGGUGUAGCUCAGGAUCACAAGGCCUGGGCUGGGGGUGGCAGGUGAUCUUCCCAAGCCGAUUCCAGUUCCUCCAUGUCAGCCCAGCCCAGGUCCUGCGGCCCCUCAGGAAGUAAACUGCUCUGGGAGCCCCAGGCGAGGCCACAUCGCAAGGGGCAGCCCGGAGCCUCUCAGAGCCCAGGCAGCGCCCCAGGCUCAGUUCCAGCCCCGGAGCUGGGCCACAGCGCUCCAGCUCAGCCUUCCCUCAUCUUCCACUCCAAGCACCUUAGUCUGCGGCACCCCCUGUCCCAGGCAGGCUUGGCUGCUGAGCAAGAAGCCAGGCCUUUUGCAGCAGCUCCACAGCAGUCUGGGGAGGCAGCGCUGGGCAUGGAUGGGCUUUCCUGGCUGAGACAGAGACAAGCAGGGCUGAUGGCUCCCUUUCAGGCAGAGAGGCAGCCGUGGAAUGGCCAAGCCUGAUUCUGGAGGGGAAGGAGGAUGUUGGCCUGGUUUGGCCAGGAGCUGCUGCACAGUCGUCUGCACUGAGAGGAAUCAGCCCACUGCUAGCUGUGCUGGGGUGGGAGCUGGGAGAAAGAAGGCUGCCUGGCUUCAUUCCUCAGUGGUCUUGCUGAUGGGAUGGGGCCCAGCUGCUGGCAGGGAGAGCUCGUGUCUGCCCGGCUCCUCCAUUGCAGUGCCUGGGCUCCGCCUGCGGAGUAGAAAGUGCCUGUCACUGAGGCGUUCCCUAAAGAGGGGCCUCAUUCAGGUCAAUGACGAAGGUCCUCCAGCCCCAUGACCUCUCUACCUGGGGCUGAUGUUGGGGCAGAGCUGGGCAUUCAACCCAGGCUCAAACUGGAAGAGAAAGUUCAUGAAGCCCCACCUUGCAGAGACCUGCUGCUGUGGGGGCUGGGGGACAUGCAAAGGAUCUUGGAGCAGAGACCUGGGCCUGCACCCUGUGAUUGACUUGGAGCCCCAGUUCCAGAGGAGCAGAGGUACUGACCCUGCCCAUUACACCUGCUGCCCUCUGCCUCAGGACUGGGGGUGGCCUUCAGCUGCCUCGCAGGGGUUACGGAAAGAGGGAGGCCCCUCCACCCAUCUCUUUCACAGGUUUGCCCUGGGCUGCCAUGAGGAUCCAGCGUAGACACAGGAACAGGUAGCUGGCUGGUGGCAGGGGCUCAUUUGUCACCUUGGUCUGUGAGCCAUCCCCCUCCACCUCCCACCCCUGGGGCAGGAGGCCUAAAACCCUGCAAAGGCGUGGCUUAGAAGGGGGAAGGGAGCAGCGGGCCCAGCCUAGGACCAGGAGGUUUCCUCUCAGUGGAGGCCUCCUGGCUCAGCCAGCAACCAAGGAAACAAUACUACACCUCCUCUCCUUUCACAAUCCCAAGAUGUCAGAAACGCUGGGCCCAGUGGCUCUCCUGCCACUCCAUCCUCCAGGCACGGGAGCAGCCUCACUCCAGGGGUUUACCCUAGAAAUCCGGGGCUCAGCUUGGGCUCCUCGCCUUUUCUCCUCACCCUACCACAGUGCUGGGAUCCCUCCCCCAAAGUGUCCCCUGCCCCUCCGCUCCAGACAGGCCUCUUCCUCUCAUCCAGGCCACCUCCUGGGCCCCUGGGCUUCCAGCCUUCACUACCCCAAGCCACCCUCCUGCUGCUGUCAGAGUGGCAACUGUGAAAGGUCACUCCUGGUCCUCUUCUGCCCCCUUCUGCUCUCACACCUUCCAGGGGGCCCUGGGGCCCUCAGGAUGCAUCCUUACUUGACCCAGAUGUCCAAGGCCUCCACAGCUCCACCUCUGCUGCUCUCCAGCACCUUCUUGUCCCCCAGGAGCACCCUCCGUCCAGGCCAACUCCUUCCUGACCUCCUCCACAUAGUGACCCUGCCCUUUUGUUCGUGUCAUUUAGAAUCUCACAAAUGACCCAGCUGAACACCUCUGAGAACUGGCCCUGCCCCCAAGCUAGUCCCUUGCCCAUAGUACCCUCUGGCAAGAAUGAGUUCUUUCCCCACCCCUUGGCCUGCGAGGUCCCUUCUUCCUGGGUUGAAGCCAUUUCUGGCCCUCUAUCUCAGACACAAAUGCUAGUGCUCAGGGCCUGGCCCCGAGUGUGAUGGUGACUGCCUGCCAUGUGGGGAGCCUGCGCUGCAGUGCUCCGUCAGGUGGGAAGCUCACUACCUCUCUGGGCCUUAGUCUUCUGUCAAAUGGGGACCCGGACUUGGGUAAGAGAAAAUCGGGAAGCACGUGAGGCAGAAAACAAGAUCCGCCUCUGUUUCUUCUCCCAGCAGCCCAGGGCCUCUGGGGCAAGAGAAUAGUUUAAUCUCUUUGUUUAUAAAUUACUCAAGAACAGGAGCAGGUGGGGUCAGGGGCCAGGGUAUGGGCGAGGGGGCAGGGGAAGGAGGCCCAGGAAGUGUCCCAGCAGGCACCAGGCCUAGAGGAGGGCAGUCUGCGGCCUGGGUGGGGCUGGUGUGACGUGGGCCGGAGGAGAACAAGAGGAAGACUAGUGUUUAUACUCCCAGGAAGAGGCGUGGGGCGGGGAGGGACACGAUCCUGACUCCUAAGCCAGAGAGGGGGCUCCUUGAAGAGGACCUCCUAGAAGGGGAGUUUUGGCCCCAAGGACACAGGCCCCAUCAGGAAUGGAGCUGGAGGAAGCUCCUGAUUCAUAUUGAAUUCAGUUACUCUCUUCCCCCUGAGGACUUCCGGGGCUGGGGCCUCAGGGACCCUCUAAGCCUUGCCGGCCUGGACUGCUGGGGGACAGGAGGGCCUCAGCCAGCCCAAGGAUGCCGUUUGCAUUUGGGAAUUUUUCACAUUACCUAUUUAUGAAUAUAUAAAUCUUUAUAUCAAAUCUAUUUUUUAAAACAUGGAAAAGUUGCCUUUAUGGAAACUUAGCAGAGCCAGAGUGUACACAUUCCUAAACCAUUAAACAGAUUUCUGUAACAAGCCAA
Molecule: messenger RNA, 4706 nt
Organism: Diceros bicornis minor
Lineage: Eukaryota; Metazoa; Chordata; Mammalia; Perissodactyla; Rhinocerotidae
Gene: RAB43
Product: RAB43, member RAS oncogene family
Exons: 3
Coding region: 47-685 (212 amino acids)
Biological process (GO): regulation of exocytosis; protein secretion
Molecular function (GO): GTPase activity; GTP binding
Source: RefSeq, a predicted model, not a curated record